AUGGCAGCUAUACCCAACGAAUAUCUUUCCAAAGCAGAAGAUAUUGCCGAGGAGGUUUACAAAAGGACCAAAGGAGUUUUACCAACUGUAGCUCGAAUGUGCCUCAUCUCAACAUUUCUUGAAGAUGGAAUCAGAAUGUGGGUACAGUGGUCAGAACAGAGAGAAUACAUGGACAUGUCAUGGGGAUGUGGGCAAUUUUUAGCCACAAUGUUUGUUUUAGUGAACUUAGUUGGACAAUUAGGGGGUUGUGUAAUGGUUCUAAUCCAAAAGAAAGUUACUAUAGCUGUUGGAGUGCUAUUUUUUAUUGUAAUAUUACAGACAUUAGCAUACAGUAUACUAUGGGAUUUUCAAUUCCUGUUGAGGAAUCUCGCACUCAUUGGAGCCCUCCUCUUUGUACUAGCCGAUUCACGCAAGGAAGCUAGGAGUCUGUUUGCUGGAGUUCCCACUCUAGAUGACAAUAAUCCUAAGAGUUAUUUGCAAUUGUUUGGAAGGAUUCUUCUUGCAUUUAUGUUUAUCACUCUGGUUAGAAUUGAGUUUUCAUUCCUUCAAAUUGUACAGGAUAUAAUAGGAACUAUUAUGAUUAUCUUGGUAACUAUUGGAUACAAAACUAAACUCUGUGCAUUUGUUUUGGUCUUGGUGUUAUCUCUUUUGAAUUUAUAUCACAAUGCAUGGUGGCAAAUUCCAGAAUAUAAACCUUUAAGAGAUUUUUUGAAAUAUGAUUUUUUCCAGACAUUAUCAGUAAUUGGUGGUCUACUUAUGAUUGUUAUUCUUGGACCUGGAGGUGUAUCAAUGGAUGAACAUAAGAAGAAAUGGUAA
Nezara viridula (southern green stink bug) is the source of this 816-nucleotide messenger RNA. The record is from the annotation of a GenBank genome assembly. Lineage: Eukaryota; Metazoa; Arthropoda; Insecta; Hemiptera; Pentatomidae.